Messenger RNA from Pyricularia oryzae 70-15, 456 nucleotides. RefSeq lists its product as uncharacterized. Gene Ontology annotation, cellular component: membrane. Gene Ontology annotation, biological process: copper ion transmembrane transport. Lineage: Eukaryota; Fungi; Ascomycota; Sordariomycetes; Magnaporthales; Pyriculariaceae. The record is from RefSeq and is a predicted model, not a curated record. Gene Ontology annotation, molecular function: copper ion transmembrane transporter activity. The coding region runs from base 1 to 456 and encodes 151 amino acids. The transcript has a single exon.
AUGCAAAUGCAAGACGAGGACCCCCAUCAAGCUCAGUCGAUGAGCAUGGGCGGCAUGACGAUGGUCUUCUUCAGCUCGCAAUCCACGCCGCUCUUCUCGCGGGCCUGGACGCCAUCCAGCCCCGAAGCAUAUGCCGGCACUUGCAUAUUCAUCUUCCUGCUCACCAUCACCCAAUACCUCCUCAUCGCUGCCCGAAACGUUGUUUUUGAGGAGUUUGACGAUCAGAUGACCGCCACCUCCUGGAAGACCUUGCAGGAACACAAGACCCAGGCAGCCGCCCCAACCAAGGACGACGAGGAAAAUCGAUGCCUGAGCCGUCACGAGACUGUCACCAGCUGCUUUCUCUCAGUUUCCACUGCUGUGAUGGAACAGCAGCGGCGCAGAUCUCGAACGAGCAUUGUCACGGCGCGCGCUGCUACUGAAGUUGUCAUUAGCGCAACGGGUUACUUGGUGUAA